GGUGUGUGGCUGAUUUCCUGCUGAAACUCCCAAGUUAUGAAUAGUUUCACCGAUAAUCACGGCAUUUCUGACCCAUCUAGUGCGUCAAGCGGGAUCGCGCGCGCCUCCCGCUUUGGUCGGAAAAGCCCACCCUCCUCGCAGCGUUUGGCAGCGAUGUGGCGGCUGGCGGUGCUGACGCUGGCGGUUGCUGAGCACUUGAAUCCUGAGCAGAUCCACCUGGCCUUUGCUGGGCAGGAUGCUGCUGGCUACCCUUCCGGCAUGACGGUGUCGUGGUUCACCAGGAGCCAGCCGAAGGACAGCACUGUCCAAUUCGGCCUGUCCGAGUCACUCGACCAGUCCGCCGAAGGAACGUCCCACCACUACAUGAGCAACGCAGGCUUUCACUCCCAUGCGGAGAUGUCGAACCUGAAGGCCGACACCAAGUACUUCUACCGUGUUGGCAGCGCCAAGGACAAUAAGUGGUCGCAGGUGCUGAGCUUCACCUCCGCGAAGGCGGAGGGCGCCUUCUCCUUCGCCGUCUUCGGGGACAUGGGCUGGGAGAGUAGCACGGAGCGGCCAAUGGUGAUCACCUUGCACGGCUUGGAGAGGCACUGGUCUGCCACUGAGAGCCGCGCAACACUGGAGAAGUGGAAGGAUGAGAAGUCCAUCGACUGGAUUUGGCACCUCGGGGACAUCGGGUAUAUGGACGACUCCUACGCCCACUCGCCCGUCAGGUUCACUUACGAGAGCGCCUACAACGGCUACAUGAAUUGGCUCGAGAAUUUGACCUCGAGCAUGCCUUACAUGGUCGCAGCAGGCAACCACGAGUCGGAGUGCCACAGCCCCGCCUGCAUCGUGGACCCCUUCCUCGGGCGGGCGCUCAUGAACUUCACUGCGUACAACCACCGCUGGAAGAUGCCGUCGCAGGUCAGCAAGGGCCGAGCCAACAUGUGGUAUAGCUUCAACGUGGGCCUGGUCCACUUCAUCUCCAUCAACACGGAGACUGACUUUCCGGGCGCUGAGGAGACGUCCACAGGUGACGGGCACUUCUCCUGGCUGAAAGCGGGACACUUCGGUGCUGAUGGCGAAUACCUCUCCUGGCUCGAGGCGGAUCUGAAGGCAGCCAACGCCAACCGCAAGGAGCGGCCCUGGAUCAUCGCUGGUGGGCACCGACCCCUGAAGCGAGUGGGCAAGAGCGGGGUGACCGAGCUCUUUCAGAAAUACGGGGUGGACUUCUACUUCGCCGGACAUGCCCACAGGUAUUGGCGAGACGCUCCAUUUGGGGAGAAAAAUGAGACCAAGCGCGUCUACAAGGACCCCAGCGGCUUCAUUCAGAUUGUGACCGGCGGUGCCGGCUGCGACGAGAUGGAGUACAAGGUUGCCCCCAAGUGCUCCCCAGACACCGACACCUGCGUGCCCUCUGGGCACGACUGGGAUGGGGACGACGAACGGCUGCCGCAGAAUCCGGUGUAUGCCACCGACGUGAUCUCCAUGGGUCGUUUGGAGGCGGUGAACGCCUCGACUCUGCACUUCGUCCUGGCCGACUCCAAGCACGGCCAGACUUUGGAUGAAGUAUGGCUUUCGAAGACGAAGACCCCAGCGUCCAUUGUGGUUUGAUCCCAUCCUCCCACCAGGACACGAUUGCGCCUUGGGCGCACAUGUCGUGACGUGGCCUGAGUCUUAGGAUCUCUUCCGUGUAUGGCAGACAGUUUGAAGCCGGCUUCAAAUACAGGGGUGCUUGUGGGCUCGAAUUGUCGGAAAGUGAGUCCACACCGAUUGGAACCCAGUGUCUGUGUGUGAGUGCGCGUGUUUUGUGGAG
Effrenium voratum is the source of this 1798-nucleotide messenger RNA. The record is from the annotation of a GenBank genome assembly. Lineage: Eukaryota; Dinophyceae; Suessiales; Symbiodiniaceae.